Molecule: messenger RNA, 4550 nt
Organism: Sinocyclocheilus rhinocerous
Lineage: Eukaryota; Metazoa; Chordata; Actinopteri; Cypriniformes; Cyprinidae
Product: ubiquitin carboxyl-terminal hydrolase 36
Exons: 21
Coding region: 131-2887 (918 amino acids)
Biological process (GO): protein deubiquitination; regulation of apoptotic process
Cellular component (GO): nucleus; cytosol
Molecular function (GO): cysteine-type deubiquitinase activity
Source: RefSeq, a predicted model, not a curated record
CGUGUACACGCCCUUUUAUAAUGCAGCAUGGGGCAGAGAACGUAACAAAAUGAAGGCUUCGUAGCAGAAUAUAGUCUUAACAUCAGAGCAGAUCAAACGAUUCGCGGUCAUUCACGGAUGGUGACACAUAAUGCCGAUAGUGGACAAGCUCAAAGAGGCCCUGAAGCCGGGCCGCAAGGACUCCAGCGAUGAGGGUGACCUGAACAAGUUGCUGGCUUCAUCCGCCAAGAAAGUGCUUCUGCAGAAGAUCGAGUUUGAACCUGCCAGCAAAGGCUUCAGCUACCAGCUGGAGACCCUCAAGACAAAAUAUGUGAUCCUGAAUCCCAAAAAUGACGGAGCUGCGGCGCAGAGACCGACUGAACCUGCUCAGAUUAAGAGACAAAUCUCAGAGAGCUUGAGCGUCGGGCAGAGCGAUGGGAUCCCUGCUCCGCAGAAGAUGCUCUUUCUUGGAAACAAGCUAUCCAUGAAGUGGGAACGGGUGUAUCGGGUUGGAGCCGGCCUCCACAACCUGGGCAACACCUGCUUCCUCAACUCCACUGUGCAGUGUCUCACCUACACCCCGCCACUGGCCAACUACCUGCUCUCAAAGGAGCACAGCCGAUCCUGUCACCAAUCUGGAUUCUGCAUGAUUUGUGUAAUGCAGAACCAUAUCAUCCAAGCCUUUGCCAACACAGGCAAUGCCAUCAAACCUGUAUCGUUCAUCCGAGAUCUGAAAAAAAUUGCUCGCCAUUUUCGGUUUGGGAGUCAAGAGGAUGCCCAUGAGUUUCUGCGUUACACCAUUGACGCCAUGCAGAAAACUUGUUUGAACGGAUAUCCCAAACUGGACAGACAAACACAGGCCACCACCCUGGUCCACCAGAUUUUUGGGGGUUAUUUGAGGUCUAGAGUGAAGUGCUCUAUUUGUAAAAGUGUGUCGGAUACGUAUGACCCAUACCUGGACAUCGCUCUGGAGAUUCGGCAAGCAGUCAACAUCGUUCGUGCUCUGGAACUAUUUGUCAAGCCUGAUGUUUUGUGUGGCGAGAAUGCCUACAUGUGUGCCAAAUGUAAAAAGAAGGUUCCAGCGACUAAGAGGUUCACAGUUCACAGAACAUCAAAUGUGCUGACGCUGUCACUUAAACGGUUCGCCAACUUCAGUGGAGGAAAAAUUACCAAGGACGUUGGCUACCCAGAGUUCCUGAACAUUCGCCCGUACAUGUCCCAGAACACAGGCGAUCCAGUGAUGUAUGGCCUCUAUGCUGUCCUUGUGCAUUCAGGGUACAGCUGCCAUGCUGGACACUACUACUGCUACGUCAAGGCCAGUAAUGGACAGUGGUACCAGAUGAAUGACUCAAUGGUGCAUUCCAGUAACAUCAAGGUUGUCCUUAAUCAGCAGGCCUAUGUCCUCUUUUACCUGAGGAUCCCUGAAAAGAAAAAUACAGAUGCUUCAAAUACAAAGCAGAACAUAGUGCACUCUGGGAGAACUAAUAUGACACCGGAGCAGCUGAAGAAGAGCACACUCAAUGGACCUUUGUCUUCACCACAGGUUAUGAAGAAGCUUGAUCCAGCUCACCUGAGGAAAAUCCAGUCUGUGGAUGGGGGUCUUGGUAUUCCAGUAGCCAGAAACUGUUCAGGGGUCCAAUCGCCGAAGAUGUCUAAUGGUACGGGGAACUCCCAUGCCCCGCCCAAGCUGCCCAGUGGACCCACACUGAUCGAGGAGCCCUUUAAGAAAGUGAAGAAGCCCAUACCUCAGCCUCAGUCCCGCAGCAGCACUCCUGCUCCAUCCAACGGCCUCCCCAGACCAGACACCGACAAGAGGAGCAACAGCGAGGGCCGCGGCCUGCCAUCAUCUACCUCACUCAAAUCCCUGUCUGACAGCUCCUCAGCAGACACUUCCUCUGAGUCUAAAGAGUCUAUUGGCACGAGGAGCGCACCUGUUGGCAACAUGUCUAGUGUGAACAGUCCAGCAUCUCCAGCUAAGAGCACAGAGCGUGUGAACUCGGAGGAGCAGAAGAUGGUGAAACUGAAACCCCAGGCCCUCACCAAUGUCUCAUCAGAGCCCGUCAGCACCAUGUCCCCCCCGCCCGCCAAACGACUCGCCCUGUCUGCCAAGAAGGCCAGUCCCCGGCAGAGCCCGAGCAGCAGCACUGAGGCUCCGCCCCCUUCAUCUCAUCAUCUGUCCAGUGACCCCUCACACCUUCUCAGCCGGGACUCCACCCACCCGCACCACAGGUACUCCCUCGCUCUGAAAGUGAGAGCAGAUUCGGCUCUGGGUCGCGCUGUUGUAAAAGAGGUUAGUGGUGCAAACACAGAAUACCUAGGAGAGACCAAUAAGAAAAAGAAAAAGAGGAAACAAAAAGAUUUCAGAGAAGAGGAGGAGAGACCGAGGGAUAAAGAAAAACUUCAUGUGGAGCUUCAAGAGACCAAUGGAGUGGAGACUCCUAGUCAGAUAGGCAAUGCGGGCAAGCAGAAAUCUGCUGCCGUGAUCGUUUGGGACAGCCAGGUUCAAGACGGCUACAAGCGCGACCAGAACCAUCGAGAAGCAGAGGGCACGUCGAGAAAAGGCCCAUGCUCUGCUCCUAUGGGCUGGGAUGGCAAGAAAAGCUGUGAUGUAGUCGAGGAGCUCCUCAAGAACUCCUCAAAUAAAGCUUAUGGAACUGAGGUCCUCAGUUGGGAAGGAGAUCGGUCGGCCAUUAGCAGAGAUGCUGCAGAGGAUGCACGCUAUGCCCAAAACGAGACCGUCAUUGAUGAGUGGGACAGGGAGUUUGACAGUGGAAAAGUAAAGAAAAUGAAAAAAUACAAAAAGGAGAAGAGGAGGAAUGGAAAUGUCUUCCAGAAGAUCCAAGAGCAUCGUAACAUGUGGUCAGUCACACCGGGAGGCAGACGGAGCAGUCUGGGGUUUCGCCAUUGAAAGUCGUGUGCCCUGACCAGACCAGUUGCCUUAUUGGAUCAGCAGCAGUCGGAUCUGUCUGAGGUUCUUCUGAAGAACACAAGAGCGCAGCAGUACUGUGAAAUCAAGCCAUGAGGCUGAGGUCAUCUCCUGAGGCUUUAGUCACCGUCUGAAAUCCAAAACACACACCACUAACGGUGCCAAUAUGAUCUUUGGAUCAUAGGAAGGAAGACAAACCGGAGAGUUUGCACACUGUUAACCUUUAAUGAUCGGAAUUAUUCUUAUUGUAAUACGAACAAAUGUUUACCAGGGCCGGUUUUAUUUAGGCAGGACUACACAAGAUGGCGAGCAUUCAGGCUGUGAUGGCCGGUGAUGAAAACUAUUGUCUUUUAUUGAGAAGAAAACCCUCACACUUUCUAAAAACGGGAACAUGUAGCCCCUCCCUCCAAUGACUCAACAAAUAUCAUUGUUCCCUUUAUGGAAGUUUUGUUCGCUAAAUUAUUUUGCUUUUUCAUAUUUGGUCCAGAUAUUAUUAGGCAGUUAUUUGCCUGAAUGGAUCAUCUGUUGGAGGAAGUAGUGUUGCCCUGCUGUCUUGCAUUGCAAUACAUUUCUUGCUUGUGAUUGUAUACUUUCAUGUCUUGCCUGCUUGAAUACUAGCCCAUCCUCCUCCUCCAACUCCCCUUUGCAGUGUUUGAUUUUGCCAUAUUUUAAAGGGAAAUGAGCCUCUUGUGACAAUUUCCACAGUUUCUAUAAGAUUUCUCCUUGGAUUUCCCAAAACGCCACCAUUUCCAGUCAGACGACGUGGUCUUUUAUGCACAGGGCUGCAUACAACAAUGCAAUACAUUUCAUCCAUGUGAGCUAAAACAUGGGCCUUAACACAAACCACUGUGUUUCUGCCAGGACGGCUGAAUUAUUUAAUAAUUGGAGUAUCCCUUUGUCUUUGAUUUAGCGUGUCUCAUCCUGUAUCUCUUUCCUACUCUAUGCAACUACAGCAAUCCCUCGGAUGCCCUGCGAAGGGGUCAGUCCAGGGUAAAACUCAACAAAAGCUGGUCCAAAUGUCAUCUGUGUGAGCUGUAAACACCCUGUCCGUUAGCAGUGCUAUUAUACAUUGGGUCAGAAUGAUGUACAUACUUAUCCACUCAAGAGCCGUCAUAGGAGUAAACCAAUGUUGAAGCCUUCCUAUUUAGGACAUUGUACAGUCUACCUUGUGCUCUCUGUGCCCUCCUCCAGUCAUUCUUGUUGUUACAGACCAUCCUUUCAUGAAUCCUUGGGUUUUAGAAAAGUUGCCUUGGUUUAAUUUAAAAAAAUGAAUAGAACAUGUUGCAAAUUAUACUUAUUAAAACAUGUUAAAAUGCACAUUGCUAAAUGGAAGCCUAAUGUAUUUAAGGUUUGUGGAAUUGUAAAUGGGAAAUUUUAUUAACCAAUAGAUGCGUGUCUGGAAGACUGCUCUGAGGUCUUGUUCAGGACCCAGACACUAUGCGCUCUGUAGGAUGUGUCUGUAUUCUCUUAGAAAUUCAUUUGAGAUAGGUUGUUUUCAGAGACUGAAAGCUAAAGAACACACGAGUGUCUUUGUCAUAUUUGAAUUGAUAGUUCUGCACCUAAUGCCUUUUCUGAAAACAAGAAGUCAUUCAGUAUUGCAAAUACAUAAAUGUAGAUAUACUGGUGCAAUAAAGUUGUGAUUUUU